Thrips palmi is the source of this 9879-nucleotide messenger RNA. It is a transcript of the gene nocte, whose product is annotated as protein PRRC2C. The transcript has 27 exons. The record is from RefSeq and is a predicted model, not a curated record. The coding region runs from base 198 to 8366 and encodes 2722 amino acids. Gene Ontology annotation, biological process: cell differentiation. NCBI's taxonomy places the organism in Eukaryota, Metazoa, Arthropoda, Insecta, Thysanoptera, Thripidae.
UUGUCGCAUUCGCCAUUUUGACGAUUGUGUAAGAAAUAUAUCUAAAGAAUAUUAAUUUAGUUAUCCGGAGACAUCCGUCCUUAUUUAUAUCAUAAGAAGUUUAAUUUGAUUUCUGUGUUUUUUACCCAUCUGGACGGACCAAGAAAUAGGGUUCGUUCCACGGGUGGCUGUUUUCUAAAUGGUUGCCUGCAGACAGCAUGUCUACUCUGUCGGGGAUUGCAUCGAAGGGGGAGAAAGGAAAGUCAAAGUAUCAGUCGCUAGACAUAAAUAACUUGUACCGGGUGAGCAGGGGCGAGUCUUUGGAACCACACCAGCAGAAAAAUGCUCUCCCACGAAAAGUUGGCAUGCAAAGCCUGGGCAAACUGCCCUCAGCCCGCCGCCCUCCAGCUAACCUUCCAAGUUUGAAAUCUGAGCACAGCGGAAACGAUCCAGCAGUAAGUCUAGUACCCAGUGGUGGUUCAGGAUGGGGUGCGAGCAAACUUGGAGAUGCAACCUCCGCAUCAGGGACAUCAGCAGCGGCGCCAUCAAAUGCUGCAGCAACUCCUUCAACACCCCAAACAGCAACAACAAACCUAUCUCCUGCUACUCCCCCUGCUUCAAGUGCAGCUCCAAACGCAGCUAUUCCACCUGCAGCUGCACAGUUACAUCAGCAACAACACCACUACAGCAGCAGUUCCGGAGACAAAUCAUGGAGCAGUAUAAUGGUUGGAGGUGGGGGCAACGACCCUGCCAAUGUUGCGGCACCAUCAUUCUUAGCACACCAGUCACCACUAUUUCAACAGGAGUUCCCCUCAUUGUCAAGUGGAGAUGGACAGGGUCCUGCUGCUGGGCAGAAAGGUGGAUCAGGAGGACCAGGCUCAGAAACACAGUACGGUCCUGGGCCAAGCCUUCGUCCUCAAAGCGGAGAUCUCGCUGGAGGUCGGAGCAACUUGGGCCAGUUGGGUCCCCAGGGUGUGGGCAUGGGCCCGGCAGGCCAAGCAAACGGCCCUGGACCAAACCCUGGAUCGGGCCCUCUGGGGGGCCAGGGGGGACCUAUGGGAGCGUUUAGAGGUGUGAUGCCCCCAUUCAUGUACAGAGGCGGUUUCCCAGGCCCCUUCCCCGCCAACUUCCAAGGCCCUCGUCCCCGCUUUCCCUAUGAACAGGGCGGGAGGUUCCCUCCACCGCGGCCUCAGCAGUCUGACCAGCAUGGCAGAGACAGAGGUAGAGGAGGAGCAGGUGGUGCGGGAGGCGCGGCCGGCAGGGGAGAGGGAGAAGGCGAAGACGACGCUCUUCUCCCUCGGCCCAUCAUUAAGGAGGAGGACCUUAACCGUAUGGAUGACAUUGGUCGUGAAGCCGGCUGGGCUAUUAGUGAUGAUAUAGAUUACAACCUAAAGUUGACAUUCAGUGAUGAUGAAUCCGAUGACAAGAAAAAGGACAAAAAGGACAAGAAGGACCCACGUGACAUGAGAGGUGGACGAGAUGACCGUGACCGCGCCAACGAGAGGGACAGAGACCGGGACAGGGACCCCAAUAAGAACGACAGAGAGGACCAUCCAAGGGGGGACCGCCGAGGUGACAAGCGUUGGCAAGGUGGCCGACCGCCUCACGCUGACUUCCGCUCGCCGCCGCACUCGGCUCCUUUGGGUGGGCCCAAUGCGAGGGCAGCCCCUCAUGGCGGCCGCGUCGUGGAGGAGGAGGAGCUGUGGUCAGAGCAGCGCCGCAAGCAGAACGAGCAGAUGGCCGCCAUUGUGGAGCGCGCCAAGCAGCGGAAGGAGGAGGAGGAGAAGCGCUACGAGGAGCGCCAGGCAAAGGCCAAGAAGAAGCUGGCCGAGCUGGACGCCCGCAAGGCCAAGGAGGCCGGCAUUGAGGUCGACUCCGCCGCCCCAGACGCGGAGGACAAGCCCAUGAGCAUGGCCCGCGAGGCCGUCGACUUCCACCAGCUCACCAAGAUCGAGAGGCCCUCGUUCGUGCGCGAACGCGAGCGCGAACAACGGGAGCGCGAACGGGUGAGGGAGCUGGAGCGGGAGCGUGAACGCGAGCGAGAACGCGAGCGCGACCGAGAACGGGAUCGGGACAGGGAGCGCGAGCGCGACCGGGAGCGUGACCGUGGCGACCGCGGCGACCGCGGCGAGCGUGGUGACCGCGAGCGCGAGCGUGAGCGGGAAAUGCGGUCGGAGCGGGACCGAGACCGCGACCGCGACAUGCGGGGCGAGAGAAUGACGGCUCAGACGCACCCCGAGUCGGGCCCCCCCUUCUCCAGGCACUUCCAGAGCAACCUGCCCCCUCGCUUCCAGAAGCAGCAGGCUGAGCGGCACGGAGGCAACUUCGCCGCCGCCCCCGCGCCCUCUAACGCCUCCAACCAGGCGUUCGAACAGCGCUGGGCCAUCCCCACCACUGGCGCCGCCCCCGUCUACGCAGCCGGCAAAGGGCCCCAGGGUCGGCGCAGUCGGCCGGAGGACCCCGUCAGUGACCGAGACAGGGAGAGGGACCGCGAGCGGGAGCCCCUUGACGACAGGCCGCCCAGCCGUGGACCUCGGGACCGGGACAGGAGAGAUAGGACCACUCCGGACACCAGUGAUAGGUACCGCCCUGCCCGCGAUCGAGACUAUCGUGAGGCUGGCGGUCACGGCCCCGGGCCUCUGGCAGGACGUAAGGGUUACUAUGAUAGCCCGGAGUACGGGCCUAGCCGCUAUGGGCGCGAAGGCCGCGCCGAGUAUGACAGAAAGGACCGAGAAGAGUGGGAUAGACACCAUGAUGACCGCAGGAGUGAUUCCAAGAAAGAUUACAAGACUCAUGAGGACUUCGACGAGCGGGACCUGAACCGCCAGGACAGCAGCGGCAAUGAGUGGCGGGACAAGGACCGCCGCGACAGGCGCGACUCCCGAGAGUGUGACGUGCGUGACGGCCGUGACGCUCGCGACAUGCGUGACCUGAUGGAGCGGGACCGCUUCCGGGAGCGUGACCUGCGUGACCUGCACGGCCGUGACCCGCGGGACGCCCGCGACGUGCGCGACCGCGACGUCCGGGACCGUGACCCCAGAGAUCAGCGGGACAGCCGGGAGCGCGACCCCAGGGACCAGCGGGACCAGCGUGACAUGCGGGACCGUGACAUGCCGCGGCGGGGCGGUCGCGACGACCCGAGGGACAACAGGGACCGCCUGAGCGACCGGGACCGCGACCGGCUGAGUGAGAGGGACCGGGAGAUGUUCCGGGACGACCGCCCCCAGCGCCCCGACAGCAGGGACAGUCGCGACAGCCGCGCCUCCAGGGAGUCCCGCAACUCCAGGGACUCCGCCCGCGGCCCCGACGACGCCAAGGUGGAGACGUCGGCCAACUGGGCCGAGGCGUCGUUCGACCCGCACUACGAGAAGGACAAGAAGCACCGCGACUUCUACCGCGACCGUCGCGACGGGCCUGUGGGUGACAAGGGUGACCGCAAGGCCGACCAACCCGAGUGGAGGUCGCCACCCAAGAGCAUCGUGGACUCGGUGAUCGCCGAGAAGGACGUCGGCAGCAAGGCGUGGGCCGACCAGGCUGCAGCUGGCCCCGUCGACCCACUGUCCGCCGACAAGGAUUCCGCCCCUGGAGACAAGUCCAAGGACCUGAAGGAGGUGGACAGGAUCACAAGCCUGCUUGGCGACAAGCUGGACAUCAACGAUGUGCAUGGGGACAUUAACGAUGACAAGUUGAGAGACGACGACAAGGGCGAUGAUGGCAAGUCAAAGGGCGGCCGACGAAGCGGUCGUGGAGGCCGUUCUGGAGAGCAGCCUCGUGGUGGCGGCGGAGGCGGUGGUGGUGGUGGAGGUGCUGGCGGCGGACAGGGACCUGGCUCUCGCCGCGCGGGCCGCGCCUACGGCGGACGGCGCUCUGGCCGCGGCCGCGGUGGUGACUACGAAGGCAGCGUGUCCGAGGCCUCUGGUGACGAGAUCUCCGUCUCCACCGAGUCUGGCAAGGAGGACCUCCGCACUGGCGAGGCCGGCAAACGCGGAGACGGCCGCCGCGGUCCGAGGUCGCCCAAAUCCGGAAGGCGCCGGAAGGACGAUGACAAGAAGGGCAAGGAGGGUGACAAGGACUAUGACGGCAUGCCGCGCGGCGGUGCCGGCCCCAAGGAUCCUCUCCAGGGCCUUGGUCCUCGCGACGGUGCCAAGGACCUCUCCAAGGACAUGGCGCGCGACGGCCUCCUGCCGCCCAGGGAGGCGCAGCAUCAGCGCGAGCCCCAGGGCAUCAAGGAGGGCUUCGCGCCGCGAGGGGAGCCAUCGCGUCGAGGCCGCGGCGGCAUGGCUGCCGUUUCGUCGCGUGGUGGCGCCAUGGGUCCUCCCGGCCCGCUGGGCCGCCGCAUGGACGGGUACGGCCCACCGCCAUCCAAGAGCCCCUUCGGCCAGGCGUCCGCCCAGCAGGACAAGGACAAGGACGGCCACCCCAUGGAGGGCCUGGGCCUCGACGACAUGAAGGCUCCUUCUUUGGGCGCGGGUGUCAUCGGCAGCGGUCUUAGGAACUCUGGUCCCCCCGGUGUCAACACUGGGCCCAACAAGUCCGGUGGCCCGCACGGCCCUCCCGGUCAGGGUCCUCCCGGCCAGCCCGGGGCGCCGCGCGGCGGCGGUGGCGGCGGCCGCAAGGAGGGCGAGAAGAGGGAGCGCGACAGGCGCAGGGACCGUGACCGUCGCGGCAACAAGGGCAACGCCGCCGACGGGCCGGGCGAGGAGUACGACAGCGUGUCCGAGAUGAGUGAGAACGACGACCUCGUGCGCAACGGCGGCCGCCGUGGCUUCCGAGAGAAGACCAGUGGCGGUCCCCCAGGCCAGCCCUCGCAGCAGCAGUCCGGCAGGAGCGGCAGCGGGCGUCGCGGUGGCGGCGGCGGCGCUGGCAAGGAUGGCCAGGGAGGCCGCGGUGGCGACAGAGGCGGCGACCGGGGCGGCGACAAGCGCCGCGAGGGCGGCAACGCCGGUGGCGACAGGGGCGGCUCGGGGCGCGCGGGCGGCAACGGCCCGCAGACCAACGGGCGCACUGGCGGCCCUCGCGCCGGCCAGGGUCAGGGCCAGGGCGCCGGCAAGAUGACUCAAGGCCAGAACACGGUGGCGGUGAACCGCGUGGACGAGGUGAAAGUGAACGACCCGGCACUGGUGUCGCAGGCCAUCACAGACCUCUCCAAGAAGGACAAGAACAACCUCGAGGGCAUUGAUCUCAACAACUUUGCAAGUGUGGUGGUAGUUGAUGACCAUCCAGAGGUGGCAGUCGAAGAAGACACUUCACUUUUUGAUGCAGACAAUGGCUUCCAAGAGGUCCGCAACAAGAAGACAACUAAAGAUGUCAAGAAAGAAGAACCGGCCCCUAAGGGAGGACGAGGCAAAUCCCAGGGCCAGCCUUCCCAGUCGGCUUCGAGUCAACCCCAACCCGGCCAGCAGCCAACUCAGCAACCCCAACCCUUGAUGGCCAUCAACGCCCAGCCGCCUUCCAAGCAGGGUUUCGAGCGGUCAAGGCCAUGUAAACUUCCUCCGCGCCUGGCCAAGGCGCGCGAGAACAACCGCCUGCAGAAGCAGCAGGCUGCAGCGGCCCAGCAGCAUGACGUUAGUGAGAUGAACAAAGUCAACCAGAACAUCAGCAUGUACCCUCUGAAAGAUUCUUCAGGCCCUGCUCCUCCCCCACCUGUCAAUGCAUGGGACAAGCCCAUCAAUGCCAGCCUGAGGCCAAGCUCUCCUGGAACUACCAACAUUUCCACUGGACUACAGCUGAGUGCCACUAUAACAGACAAUUGCAACCUUGAUGGGGCGGGAUCUGGAGGAUCCAGCCAGCGUAGCAGUCCUGCCGUCGACAAGUUAGGCCGAGAAGCCCGAGAGAGUCGAGAUGCCAGGGAUGUCCAUGACCAAGCAGGUUCUGUGGCAGCUAAAGAUGCUGUGCUUGACGGUGCGUCUCCACCCGUACAAACAAUUAUAUUCGAAAACACAAAUUACAAACAAGCUCCAAGUGCGACAAGUAAAUUUCCAAGUCACCCUAAAGGUGGCUCUAGGAUAGACAAACCAAGAGAUUUGGAUUCAAGCUCACCACAUGCCCACCAGCACCCUCACCCGUCAAACUUAGGAUUUGACAUGAAAUCUGAUGCCAUGGAUACUGGUGACAUGAAGCUUGACUUCACAUUUGAAUGCCCUGAUCUUGAUGACAAAGGAGUUAAAAGUAUGGGCUUACCUCGCACCAUGCAUUCCACUUUACCAUCCACUGCCGAUUUGAACUUUAAAAUUGCGGCAGUGAAGAAAGUGUGGGAAACAAUGCCAACUGGUCAAACCCAUAGUGAUGAAAGCCAAGGCUAUGCACCUCCAUUCACCUCAGAAGCUGGAUUGGAUGCGGCAGCAUUUAGGAAGGCUGUGGAAUCUCCUCAAAUGCAGAUGGAUGAGAACUCUGAGGUGGUGUAUUCACCAGGUCCUCAGAUGCAACCCAAUCCGAACAGUUAUGGAGUAUCGGGUGUCACAGGAGUGUCAGCAGUCCCGGGAAAUUCCGCAUCUCCCAAUGUCUGCAAAGUAAAGCCUCAGCCAUCUGUCAUGCCUCCAGGACCUCAGCUUUCGCCACCUCCACCAUUCAACUCACAGCCUACCAGUCACAUCGCAAACUUCCAGUCAUUUCUCUCAAUGCAGCCCAAUAUGAGCAGUUCGGCUGCUCAGUUUGGUGGCAUCUCAGCAAUUCCAUCUCCACCCACGGUGCUCUACAACUCUUCGCAAGCGGGCAUCUACCAGACCUUCUUAGGAGAUGCUCCCGUUCUUGGAGGACAGCCCUUGGGCGGACAGCCCCUUGGUGGACAGCCUCUUGGUGGGCAGCCCUUGGGCGGACAGGCACUGGGUGGGCAGCCUCUUGGUGGGCAGCCCUUGGGUGGGCAGACCCUGGGAGGCCAACCUCUCGGUGGGCAGCCUUUAGGUGGACAGCCACUUGGUGGUCAGCCACUUGGCGGGCAGCCUUUGGGUGGGCAGCCUCUUGGUGGACAACCGCUUGGCGGGCAGCUAGGCGGUCAGGCCCGGUCUCAGUUCACUCAGUUCCCGCCGUACCAACUGUCUCAGGGAUUGACGGGUUCAACCUUCAACCAGCAGUCUGUGUAUGUGCACCAGAGUGCGCCCCCACCUCAUCCACCCAAUGCUGGCCCAGAUCUUUAUCAACCGAUGUCACAGUAUCGCAUCCAGCCUCCAACUGGUCCCUUUGGGCAGUCACAACAACUUAACUCAAACCCCAGCACAGUCCUUAUCUCUUCGUCAUCAAAUUCUCUGAUGUCAGCUAGUGUGAAACCAUCAUCACAUUCAGGCCAAAUCGGUGCCAUUGGAACCAAGGGGGGUGCACCCAGUCCUUAUCAGACCUCGGCACCUCAAUCUCAAUUAUUUAUUCCCUAUGAUCCAAACCAAGUCUUGAGUGUGAACCAAAACUACCUGUCAAACUCGCCUCUUGUUCAGAGGGCAGCUCCAGUUCAAAAUAUGCAGUCCUCCAGCUAUUACUCAACAUCAGCUGGUGGCCAGGCUGGUUUUUACCAAACUGGAUCCUCUCUUCAGGCAGCCCCUGCAGCUCCUCAGCUGCAUCAAACUGCCACACCCUUUGGCCUGCAGAACUUCAGUUCCCAUGCGCCGUUUUUGUCCUCAAACUUGCAAAUAGCUGCAGCAGUUCAACAACAGCAGCAGCAGUACCGCAACUCUCAGCCAAGUUAUCUGAAGGGAGGAUUGGGCCAGUCUCAACCUCCUCCACCAUCAUCACCAUCUUCUCAACAACCUGACCUACUGCCAUCGGUUUUUUCCUCAGGGUCCCAAAUCCCAUCCCCUAAGUCACGUGACUCGAAGAAAUCUCAGUCAGGACCGCAGGGUGGGCAAGGCGCACAGAACCAGCACAGCCCCACACCUCAGCACCAGGGGGACCCACGUUCUGGACCUGGGGGUCCAGGACCCUCAGGACAGGGGCAACCUGGACAGGGACACAACAAGUACUCAUCGUACCAGAUGUCUCAACAAUCACAUGGCUAUGGAAAUUUUUUCCAGAUGCUGCAACAGCGAGGCAAUCAGAUGAAUAUGGGGCCUCGAGGCAACAUGGGCCAAUCUGGCCAGUCCAGAUAUCCAGCUCCAAUUCAGCGACCCAAUUCUUACAACCAGAGCAGUAUGUCCUCUGGAGGUAACAUGAACAUGAACAGGCAUCGCACUCCUGCGCACAACACUUCACGGCCACCGCCUUCUGUAGGCAAGCAGAACUACUACGGAUCUUCUCAAGGUGGACCUGUGAAGAUGGAGAGCUCAGGAAACAAUGAAGCCAAACCUGAGAACAGCACACCUGAGCACAAAGAUUCGUCCUCAAGUCCAACCAGCAGCACUACCGAAAGUAGUGCACCAGCGGAAACGGCGAAAGAUGAAGCCCCUGCUCCUAGUGCUGAAUAGUGUACCCCUCUCUUUUCCCCUCUCCGGUCUGGAUGUUUUCCAUGAACUUUAAACCUCAAAGUGGGAGAACUUAGUCAAAAAUUAAAUGGCUGCUAUGCCUAUUCUUGAAGUCUUCUUGAAUUCAAAGUGGUGAAAGCCAGAGAUUGGCCAAGGUUUUUAGGUGUCGUAUUUAGAGUGGUACGUGGGAUCGUUGUAAUGUUUAGAGUUAACAAUGAAGCAAGCAAUCCAUUAACCUCUCAUGAACGCUCUGUGGAUGCUCUCCAGACACUUUGAACACAGAAAUGUCCCGUUCGCGCUGGUCAUUAAGUGUGUUUUUUUUUGUGUGUUCUGCAUUUUCUGAACACUACUUAUAUUCUUUACCGGAAGUUCCUUUUGCUUUGAAGGAAGCUCUGCACUGAGCACAUUUUGAGCAUGCAAGGAAGGUUUAGAAUGUGGUGUGACAACUUAUGACCAUAGGUUGUCAGUGAUCAGAGCACGGCGAGACGUGAUGCCCUCUGUUCUUGAAGCAAAUUUGCACAGUAUUCAAUGCAAUUGCCCAUCCCUCAGUUUGCCAGGCACUAGUUGAUGUGGCAGUGUAUUCAACACACUUAGAAUAAAGUGUAACGAAUAGUGUAAGGUGACUUUCUUUUUAUGUUACGGAACUGAAAGCAAGUAUGGACUCUCAAAUAUUAGAGCUUGCAAGCUGGAUUGCUACGAGACUGAGGGCUGAAGGUGAAGACUGAAGCUCUGUCAGAUUCAGGUGUUAUUUUUGAUUUGGGUAACAGCAGAAGCAUCUUUGACUGCAUUGCACAUGUUUGUUUGAACUGCAGAAAAUCAAAGUGUGGAGCUUCUACCGCAUAAAUAUCACUGUUUGUGGCCUGACCAACGUCAAAAGAGUUAAACUGCCACCUGUUAAGCAAGUAGCUAAUGAGAGCCCCUAUUAUGAUCGUGAUUUAUGAUGUUUUUAUUGCUUAUUCCUGUACUGAUCACUAUUUGAAAUUUGUCUUAUUUAUCAGUGUUGUCAAGGGUUGAAAUAAAUUGUGCAAUAGUCCCAUGAAUGUACUCCUUUCAGUGGUUUCAGGGCUGUUGGUUACAUACAUAGUUAUGUACUUUGCUGCUUCUUAUUUGUGGCAUUUAAUUUAUACAGCCCUGUCUCUACGUCUGUGGUAAUUACAUUCCAGAUUGGGUCUUUUCAAUUGUAACUUUUUAUCAAAUUUGGUGGAUUUUGUGUAAAGAUGUUGCUUUUUCUACCUUUUGCCAAUGUACAUUUUAUCCACCUGGAAAGUGAGCAAUUAGUACAAGAAAAAAUGUGUUUGUAAGAUAGUGCCCACAAUUAUGUGAUUGUGGGGUCAAUGAACUUUUUUUAUUUGAGGCGCAUUGCCUGACUGGAGUCAUGAGUGACAGGGCCCACAAGGUCCUUCACCAUCUUCAUCAAUUUUACAUGUCAACCAGUCAAAGGGGAUUUGGCCUCCUUUGAAAAUCUAGAUACUGCCUUUUUAAAAUGAAUAAACUAUUAUAUGAUGUGAAAGUCUAA